Molecule: messenger RNA, 1717 nt
Organism: Amborella trichopoda
Lineage: Eukaryota; Viridiplantae; Streptophyta; Magnoliopsida; Amborellales; Amborellaceae
Product: cyclin-dependent kinase-like protein
Source: RefSeq, a predicted model, not a curated record
ACACCGGCACGUGAACCACGUCGCUAACGACAGUCCUCUGGUCUCUGCCAAACUGGACCACCCUCACCUACUCGCCAUUAAAACUCACAUGAACCUCUGCUUCUCCACUCCCCACCCAUAUUAUUACAACCCCACUACUUCCCCCCUCCAUUAAAGACCUUGCAGGUGAGCAGAUAGACCCUCAUAAAUGACACUCACUAAAACCCCACCUUAAUAAACGCAUAAUCCCAACUUCUCUGCAACCUCAAUUUACAUAGGAUUCGCGCUUUUACAGAGACCCCAUAACGCGGCCAUGGCGGGUGGAGCUAUCAAUGGCUUGGCGCCUUCUCCUCAAUCUCUACCUGCUUUUCCAUCGAUCCAAGAAGGGGAAGGGGAAGAAGAGGAGGAGGAAGAGGAAGUGGAAACAAAGCAAGAAGAGAAACAGAGCAAGACCACCAAAUUAAGCCCAGGGUCCGAGCCCCAAGCCCCAUCCCACGAGCCACGCUCAAGCCACGGUUCCAAGCACCAAGCCACGCCCCUCCACCACCGCCACAGCCGGAAAACCCAAAACCAGACCGGGAAGUCGGUCUCCUGUAGCACUUGUCGCCCCUCCAGCCGCGACAAGAUCUCGAUCGUCCCCCUCGAUGCGAGCCACCACUCGAGCCACACACCCAACUCGCCCCGUCACGCCAGCAACGCCAUCAAAGCCUUCUUUCUCUCUCUAACCAAGCGCAGCCCAAAAACGACUCAGUCCUCCAUAGAGGAGCAAUGGAGCCUCACCGUUUCCGACCUGACCCAGAAGCUACUGCAAGCCACGAGAAAGCGCGACGAAGCCAGUGCCGAGGCCACGAGGCUGAGGGCCUCAGUGCUCGACCUAGAGAAGAAGCUCGCUCGCCUUGAGAUCCAUUGCCUAGGCCUGAAAAACUCACUCGACGAGAGGCUGGGAGUGUCGAGCCCACACGGUCACUCGGCGUGGUGCGUCGGGCCGAGGGGCGCCGAUCGGGUGCGAGUGGCUGACCAGUUCGCUCAAGCCGUGGCCGACGCACGGGUCGCGGUUCGAGCUCUUGCACGGCAGGCAGGCGCGCGUGCCGCACGCCAGGUCCACCUCGAGGCCCUACUCUGCCGAGCCUUCUACGCAGAUUUCGAGAAUUUUGGCUCGGUAGAUGGCUUGAUCGACCCUCGAGCCAGGUGCGAGGCCAACUAUUCGGACCACGUCGCCAUGAAGGCCUUGAAUUGGGAGGAGGUUUUGAGCAAGGGGACACGCCAUUUCAGCGAGGGGUUCAGCCGGUUCUGCGACGCGAAGAUGGGCGCGGUGGUGAGUGCAUUGGGUUGGGGCCGAGCUGCGUGGCCGGAGCCAUUGCUUCAGGCCUUUUUCAUAGCCGCGCGCGGUGUGUGGGUGGUGAGGUUGCUGGCAGGGGCUGUGCACCCGAGGUUCGAGGUGUUUCGAGUCGGGGUCGGUGCGAAGUUCGAAGGGGCAUACAUGGAGGAUGUGGCUCGAAGGGUCGGGGGCCUGAAGGUGACGGUCAUGGUGGCACCGGGGUUCUAUGUGGAUGCGGGUGUUGUCAAGGCCAGGGUUCUUUGCACACACCAACAUGAACAAGGGCGUUAAAGCCGACGCGUCUCUUUACUCAUUCCCUCUUUGAUUGUUAUGCACAUAUUUUGAGUUGUUUGUGUAUAUAGGGUUGACAGACGUUGAAUACCUCUUUAAAGAGAUUUUAAUUUGUCUUUCCGCCCCACA